AUGGCAGAGCUCGUGGCCACCAUGGUGGUCGGGCCAUUGCUCUCAGUCGUGAAGGACAAGGUGUCCAGCUACCUGCUUGACCAGUACAAGGUGAUGGAGGGCAUGGAGGAGCAGCACAGAGUGCUCAAGCGCAAGCUGCCGGCGAUCCUGGACGUCAUUGAUGACGCCGAGCAGACCGCGUCCCACAGAGCAGGGGCCAAGGCUUGGCUCGAGGAGGUCAAGAGGGUGGCCUACGAGGCUAACGGGCUCUUCGACGAGUUCAACUACGAGGCGCUCCGCCGCAGGGCUAGGAAGAACGGGCACUAUGGCGAGCUCGGCUUCAAUGCAGUAAAGCUCCUCACCACCCACAACCGUUUUAAGUUCCGCGACAGGAUGGGGAAGAAGCUGUGCAGGAUUGUGCAGGCCAUCGAAGUCCUUGUGGCUGAGAUGAACGCCUUUGGGUUUAAGUAUCAGCAGCAAGCACCAGAGUCCAUGCGGUGGAGGCAGAUGGACCAUGUUAUCUUCGAUCCGAAGAAAAUCAUCAGCAGAUCGAGAAGCCGAGAUACUAAGAAUAUUGUUGGUACAUUACUUGGUCAAGCCAACAAUGCGGAUCUCUCGGUCGUUCCCAUCGUUGGAGUAGGGGGCCUAGGCAAGACCACCUUGGCGCAGCUAAUUUACAAUGAACCUGAAAUCAGAAGCAUUUCAAGUUGCUGA
This is a messenger RNA of Triticum turgidum subsp. durum (durum wheat), 693 nucleotides long. The record is from the annotation of a GenBank genome assembly. Lineage: Eukaryota; Viridiplantae; Streptophyta; Magnoliopsida; Poales; Poaceae.